Messenger RNA from Phyllopteryx taeniolatus (common seadragon), 1895 nucleotides. RefSeq names its product fibronectin type III domain containing 4a (gene fndc4a). Gene Ontology annotation, molecular function: protein binding. The coding region runs from base 276 to 926 and encodes 216 amino acids. NCBI's taxonomy places the organism in Eukaryota, Metazoa, Chordata, Actinopteri, Syngnathiformes, Syngnathidae. The record is from RefSeq and is a predicted model, not a curated record. The transcript has 6 exons.
UAGGACGAACUUGUUCAUCUGUCAAUCAAAGCGCUCAAUGGGCUCCAGCCGCGGCGUCGCCUCAGCUCAGCUCGGCUAACGGUCGAGUCGCGCACGCCAACACGCUCCAGAACCCCGUCGUCGUCUCGCGGUGCUGAGCCUGCUCCAGUUAUCAGCCGUCGUCGUCGUCGUCGUCCUCGUCGUCCUCCUCCAAUCCGAACAUGGACCGCAGCGGCCGGACUUGAGAGCUUCUUCCUUUUCGUGUGCGUUCUUCGUCUCCCGGGAAGAGGAAAGACAUGGCCCGCGCGCUGGUUCUGAUCCACUCGGCGCUCCUGUUGCUGUUCGGGAGCGACGUGUUCCUGGUGCGGGCAAACCGGCCGCCGCCUCCCGUCAACGUGUCCGUCGUGCACCUUCGCGCUGACUCGGCCACCGUUUCCUGGGAGGUCCCCGAGGGAGACGUCGUCAUCGGCUUCUCGCUCUCCCACCCAAAGCAGGACGGACACACGCGGCGUUUCAUCCGGGAGGUGAACACCACCGGUCGAUCUUGCGUCCUGUGGGACCUGGAGGAGGAGACGGAUUACGUGGUCCAGGUGCAGUCCGUCGGCCUCUACGGGGAAAGCCAAGCCGGCGAGAAAGUCCACUUUCGCACGCUCGAGAAGACGGACCGCUUGACCUCCGACACUUCCAAUCAAGAUGACCCGACGCUGCGGGGCCUGCAGAGGUCGCGACAUCUGCAGACGGGAGAGGUCGUCAUAAUAGCGGCGGUCUUGCUCAUGUGGGCAGCCGUCGUCGCCCUGUUCUGCCGCCAGUACGACAUCAUCAAGGACAACGGCAAGGAGAAGGGCAAGCCGCUGUCGCAGAGGAGCGCGCCGGAGCGCCGCAGCGGAGGCCUGCUCAGGAGCAAGUUUCACGCGUCUGCGCCGACCAUCAACAUCAUCGAAGUUUGACGACGAGAAGAAAGCGGAGCGGGCUCUGCCGACCGGCCGCUUCACGACGCCGCCGCCGCUCCUGCCCGCCUCCCGCCAUUGAGACGGCUCAUGAAAAUUUCAUAAGACUUUAUUCUUAUUAGAUUAGUUUAUUAUUGUUUGACUUUUUAAUAAGAAAUGAUAACACUUUCCUUCAUUGUCGCGGGCGCGCUGAGAGGCGGGUACACCCUGAACUGGUCGGCAGCCAAUCGCGGGGCACAUCCAGACAAACAAGCAUUCAGAGUCUUCAAUCAGCGUAGCAGCACGCACGUUUUGGGGAUGUGGGAGGAAAGCGGAGUUCCCGGGGAUUGGACCCGCAACCUCACAACUGUGAGACGGAUGCGCUAACCAGUCGCCCGCCGUGCCGCCGAAAACACUUUGCUCAAAAACAACAAAAACAUUUCUCCAAAGCUUGACGACGUCUGCUCGAGUCGGUUUGUUCAUGAGGAGACGAAGUGACAUCAUCAUCAUCAUCAAGACCCCAUUUUUGGGUGUCUCUCGCUCUCUUUCGAUACGAAUUACAGCGAUCUGCUGAGCGUACGCUGCCAAAAGCAACAGGACAUCCAAAAUGGCCAACGUUUGCUUUUCAUCCUCACUUGUUCAUUUGUUGAGCGUUGCCAAAUCAAUUGUUUCCUCACGAUGAUUCAUUCCGCAGAAAAGCCUCAAUUAGAAAUGACACGUGACGACAUUUGACAUCGGCCGAGCGGGUCUCGCUGGCGGCGGCCUGUUACCAUGGCAACGCGCUGGCGAGAUACGACACGGGGAGCCAUUUUGUUUACAAAAAGCCGAAUUAUUCCCUCGUUGCGCUCGGAGGACAUUCGAUCGACUUCAAAAUGUCGGUGAGUCGAAUGAAUACUUUCCCAUCAAAUUUGCAUUUUUACAAUUGGAGUCCUUUAAGUUUCAUUCUUUGUACAAAUCAUUUUAUUGUGCAUAAAUAUGUACGAAAGCAAA